Rotaria sordida is the source of this 411-nucleotide messenger RNA. NCBI's taxonomy places the organism in Eukaryota, Metazoa, Rotifera, Eurotatoria, Philodinida, Philodinidae. The record is from the annotation of a GenBank genome assembly.
AUGAAAAAUGAAAAUAUAAAUUUAGAUAAAUGUAUGAAUCAAAAGAAGCAUGUUAUUACAACAAAUCAAAAUAUACUUAUGAAUACAGAUCAACAUUUACAUCCAAAAGAACGUUUCAAUAAAAUUAAAUAUAUUAUGGAAAUAGAUCAUAUAAGACAUGUAAAUAGAAAUGAAAACGUAAAUUCAGAUAAAUGUUUAAAUCAAAAAUAUGUUACUAAUACAAAUCGAAAAAUACACAUGGAUACAAAUCAACAUUUACAUUCAAAUGAACUUUUAAAUGAUAUUGAAAAUAUUGCUGAAUUAAAUGUAAAUAAGUAUGCCAAUCCACAUGAACAUUUAAUUAUGGUAAGAUUUUCUCUACAAUCAGUAAUAAUAGAAAGUAUACUAAAUAGGCGAUUACCUUAUCAAUAA